This is a messenger RNA of Gigantopelta aegis, 4453 nucleotides long. RefSeq names its product UBX domain-containing protein 11-like. The transcript is spliced from 14 exons. Bases 320 to 1885 code for a protein of 521 amino acids. The record is from RefSeq and is a predicted model, not a curated record. Lineage: Eukaryota; Metazoa; Mollusca; Gastropoda; Neomphalida; Peltospiridae. Gene Ontology annotation, biological process: proteasome-mediated ubiquitin-dependent protein catabolic process. Gene Ontology annotation, molecular function: ubiquitin binding.
CGUCCUUGGAUAUGAUAAAAAAUAUUUGCAAUGAUCAACACUUAUCGACUCUAAUAGACACAUCAGAAAGUGUUAUUUUUCACUAAAUUACAAAUUACCACAACACAAUAUAUUUUGUGGAUUAUAUUUAUUUGAACGUUGCUUUCGGAGAAAUGGAAGGAAAUUAUAUUAUUAACGUAGUUUUGUGAUCCUGUGUUCUGUUACCGUGUUCAACAAUUGUCGUUGGUCAUUGAGUUAUUUUAAUGUGAUAUUUAAUUUCUAGUUUACUGUUGAUAUAUAUAUAUAUAUAUAGUUUGAUACAAACAUUUCAUAAAUCAGUAUGAGUUCACCACUAUCAAGUUUGAAAAAGACACACAAGCUACCACUUUCUGGACAAAGACCAAUUCCAUUCAGGGAUCCACACUACACAGAAGAUGAAAACAAACUGCUUGAUGAGAUCACCACAGACAUGGCCACGAGUCGGAUAAAAGAGCGAGACCCAUUCCUCGGUGGCCUGCCUAAGCUGAAUGUCCGCCACACCUCCUACAACUCUACUGGUUCCAACUCGACAGCAAAAAAUUCAGUGGCGUCUUCAGUUCCGUCUGACAAUGAGCUGAUGAGUUUGAUGAUCAACAGGGUGUCCCUGCUGGAACAGAGACUCAAUUACCAAAGUAAAGAAAUAGCCCAGAAGGACAAAAGGAUCAAGGUUCUGGAGGAGAAGCUGCAGAUAUUACAAAAGGCUCGAGUGUCCGAUUCUCCCAGUAGAACGAGUGAUCUGGAAAAGAAAUGUUUGUUGUUACAGCAGCAGGUGCAUGAAAUGGAGUCAUUCCUUGCCGACUAUGGAAUGGUGUGGGUGGGUGAGCAGGCGGCCUGUGGUGCUGAUGUUUACAACACUGAGAAACUCGGCUCCGACCCAGAUGAUGAAGAUGCAGGAAUGUGGAGACCAGGUAGUUCGGUGUCAAGGACUCCGGAUUUCCAUGUGGAUUUUGACCGAAUCAUUGAAAACAUUAAAGACCUAAAUACUCUGGCUGGGGAUGGCGUGGCCAAGAUAAAACAUACUACAGAUGGUGCCAGGCUUAAGAUCCCUGACCCAGUGCCCUUGACCCUGUAUGCUAAUGGCAUCUCGCUGUUCAGUGGACCAUUCCGCCCAUUCAGUGACCCGGCAACUCAGCAGUGUGUUCAAGAUCUACUCGAUGGCUACUUCCCGUCCGAACUCCAGCCGCGAUAUCCAGAUGGCAUACCAUUUGCUGUAACAGACAGGAGAAUGGUAUCAUUUCGAAGAAAGUCACUUUCUAUAUUUACUGGUACGGGACAGGCACUGGGUGGGGAAACCAAGCCCUCUCGACUGGUGCCCAGUAAUUUGGACAUCACCACACAAACGUUCAUCCAGCCAGAUAUGUCGGGAACAUUGUCUUCCGAGAAUUCAGGCUCGUCUGUAACCAGCCGUCUGUCAGGUCCACAAAUGUCAGUUGAACAAUUCUUGGAAAAGUUACCAAAAUCGAUUUUAAAACAAGGUCGUCUGAUUGACAUUAGAGACUCCAUUGCAGAUAACCUGAAGGGUUCACCAAUGAAAAGCUCUAGUGUUACGGUGAUUGAGACUGAAGUUACAGCAGACAUGAAGAAAAGAUUGGAGGAUAAGGAGGAAAAUGCUCGACCCUCCACACCACGUAAUAUUACAACACUGAGGAUAAAGUCAGAGUCUGGUGAUCACACGUACAUAGUGAAGAUGAAAUUUAUUGAAACAAUAGGUGAUUUGAGAAAAUAUCUAGACAAAGCAAGAAAGAACAUGCCUGCUUAUAAAAUAACAACUGCGUAUCCCAAGAAAACCUAUGAUGAUGACAGCGCAACUCUUGAGGAAAGUGGACUCACGCCAAAUGCUGUGAUGUUAUUGCGCCCUGUGACAUAACAAAUGUUAAAUCUGUGGAAUUAUAAUGUCCUUUUCCUGAAAGUGGUUCUACCGUAUCAGUAGGGAAUCGGGCCACUGUGCACCCAUAUUAUAUUUAUGUCAAUGUUUUAAAAAGUAAAUAUAAUGGAAAAUAAUGAAGAAGAAGUAAUAGCUGAAGAAGGAGGACAGUUUUAAUGUUUUACACAACUGAACAAGCUGCUGAUGUAAGUCGGUUGUUCCUGUGAUUCCUGUCGGGUCAUAGUUCUAAGAGACAGCAUGGGGGAUGAAAUGAUAAUUCCUGAGCCAAAAGGACUGAAGUGAUGAUGUCGAGUACAUCGUAUGUUAAGUUUCUGUGGAACCAUACUACUGCACUUCUAGAUCACUGAACAUAUUUUAAAAUGUAUAUUUUUACCGAAUUCCUUGCAUAUACAUGUAUGGUGAAACCUGUCUAAACUGGACCCUGUCAAAACCAGCUAAGUUUUACGAUCCCCAAUUUUCGAAAUUCUAGAACGCAACUCUCUGAACACCAGCAUCUAAAUCGGAUACAUAUUAAGUCUUCAGUGUUAUCCAUUUUAGUCAGGUUUCAAUGUACAAAGAAUAUGACAAUGAAUUAAACAGUAAAUUUCAAGAUAGUCUUUUGAAUGAUUUUUCUUUUUUUUACUUAAUAUUAAUUUAUUUUCACAUUUUAUAGCAAGAACAAAAUGCCAAAACUAUAUGCUGCUUUCUACUGCAAUAUUUUUUAAAACUGAAUAUACAUGUAUUAUGUAUUAUGUGUACAGUAUUUUCACUAUGGAUAUUAGAAUUGUUUUUAUUGAAUAUCUGUUGAUUGUUUACUUGUAUUUGUUGUUUGUAUUUCUUAAUUGUUAUGAUUUUAUUAUUGAUUGUACAUUAUACUUUUACCGGGAGUAAUUUCAAUACCAUCAAAUAAAUUUUUCAUGAUAUAUAAAUGAUAACAAAAUGGUGUUAUUCAGUGCUAUUCUUAUUGGUCAAAACCACUGAUAUCCAAGUAAUAAAUGCUUGACUGUUCACCAGUCAAUAAAAAUAAUUAAAAUCACAUAGAAAACUGGAUAAUAUCUGGACAUUAGUUUUUCAUAAGCAUUAAUUUGGGCAAAAACCAGAAGUUAAGAUAAUUUUUCUUAGUUCGCAAUACCAUUUCAGUGUUUCUGCCAGAAAGAAAUAUUUGGCUAUGGCGCUAUGGAAUUGAAUGCCACCACAGUCAUCAGGGGGUAUGGGAGGCCUCCCCCACAAAGAAAAUGGAUUACAUAAAGGAUUAGGGUUAAGAAAAUCAUACAUUAAUGAUAAAGAGUCAUUAAUUUUGACAAAAUGUUAACUUUAAAAAAUAAUAAUUUGGGUAUGGCGCCAUACCCGUUUUAACCUCUGGCAGAAACCCUGCAUUUAUUUAUAAAUAGCAUGCAUUCAAACCCCACAAGUAGUGUACAGACUUGCCUAUAAAUGUACUGUUUUUAAAUGUUUUUAACUGGCAUUUUCAAAAUGCAUUUUUUAUAUUAUAUUUUCAGUUUUGUGAUAUUUUAUCUUUUGUUGUUAUUUCUUUUUUUCCCCUUGUACUGCUGUGAUAUUUGUGAUUGUUAUAUAAUAUUGUUUACUGUAUGCUAAGCUACAUGUUUUUAGUCUGAUGACCCGAGUCUUUGAAGAAGUAAAAAAAAAUAAUUAACAGACAUGUGCACUGUCAGAUAAUUUUAUCCCUUUAUUACAAUGUACUUUAUUCAUGUGUGUGUGUAUACGCUUUGAAAUUUAUUGAGAAAGACAUGAACGGUUCGAGGGCAUGGAAACAACAUUUCAUGUGUGUGUGUGUACGCUUUGAAAUUUAUUGAGAAAGACAUGAAAGGUUUGAGGGCAUGGAAACAACAUUUCAUGUGUAUAAACGUAAGUAGAGAAAAAACAGGGAAGAGGAAAUGUAUAACCUUAUAUCAGGUGCGUGUACAAAGGUUGGGUUUUGGGGGUCGAACCCCACCCUUGCUCCAUAACAUUUUCUCUAUUUGUAAUGCAUUUUCCAGGGAGCUACAGUCUAGACAUACAUACCCUUGAAACAAUUCCUGCAUUUUGCCGUUUAUAUUGUUGGCUGUAAUCAAACUGACUGGUGGAAAUGGGUUUGAAUAUUGUUUUUAUUAUAUUUUAAAUUCUAUUAAGGUUAGAUUACAGUAAUUUAGUUUAUAAAAGAAGAACAGCCUAUAUAGUUCUAGCAGUUUAAUUAAAUGGCAAUACCAUGAUAACAUUUCAAUUUGGCAUUUUGCUGCACAUUUUAAAAAUCUUUUAAAAUUGUAAUAAAAUAAUUCCUAAAGGCAGUUUUGGUGAAAGUUCUUAAUGGGGUUUUGUUACACUUUGGACAUUUUGGAUGCAGUUUUCUCUCAUCCUCAGGUAUGUGGGGCAGAGCUACAUGUAUCCAGUGAAAGAACGCUAUGUAUAAGAAAUUUCUAUCCCACAUGGGAUAUCACACGCUUGUGUUUAACAUGACGUCAUUGGUAAUAUAUGACAUCAUAUUAAUGUGAGAUGGUGAUGUGAGGUAAUUAAUAUUUUGUUAUUAAAACCUUCAUUUUAAAAGCUAUCUUGUUAAUUUGUAGUGUUCAAUUU